AUGUACCACCUACAGAAUGCAAAGUCGCGCAGCAAUGCCUACGGCCCGCAGCUUGGCGUGAAAUUCAGCAAGCGUCAGAAUGAGCUUCCAACGCUCACCCUCCCUUACGGAACCUGGCGAGCAUCAGAGUACAACGCAGAUGCCGAUGUGUAUGUCUUCAAGAACAUUAGGUUCGCCGCAGCGCCGAUUGGUGACCUCCGUUGGCGUAAGCCGCAGCCUCCGGCCAAUAAUGAUACCAUCCAGGAUGGUAGCUACGGGCCCAUCUGCGUCCAAGCUCCAAUCGAAGGACUCAAUCUUCUCGGCCCCGGCAACAACUCUCCUAUUGGAGGAGCGAUUAAUCAGUUCUUAGCAGGAAUCCCUGUUCCCAUCUUCGAAGGUGGCUCCGAGGACUGUCUUUUUCUAGACUUAUUCGUCCCUGGAGAUGCUGUCCGAGACCCUGACACGCAUAGCCUGCCGGUCAUCGUAUGGAUUUACGGAGGAGCAUACGUAUUUGGUAGCAAGGAUGCACUUGAUUUGAUUGGCUUUUACAGUGGAACAGGCCUGAUCCAACAGUCUGGAGGGAACGUAAUAUACGUUGCCGGCAACUAUAGGUUGGGUACUUAUGGCUUCCUUGCUGGCGAAACCAUGGAGAAUGAUGGUGUGCCAAAUGCUGGAUUCUGGGAUCAGAGAGCGGUCUUCCAAUGGGUUCAAGAUUACAUUGGCCUUGUCGGUGGGGACGCUUCAAACGUCAAUGCCUGGGGCGAGAGUGCAGGCGCUGGUUCUAUUCUUCACCACCUGACAGCUCAAGGAGGCACCCUUGACCCUCUGUUUAAGAAGGCAGUUGCGCUAAGCUCCGCAUUCCAAAUUAUGUGGGAUCGCAAAGGAGGCCUGGAGAACAUCUUCCAGAACUUCAGUGCACUUGCCGGCUGCGAGGGUCAAGGCUUGGACUGCCUUCGUGCAGCUGACCCGGCGACGCUUGACACUGCCAACGAAGCCUUGAUCAGAGCCGCGCCGGAAAGUGCUUUCAAUAUCGGACCGGCUGCAGACGGAGAUUACGUGCGUCAACUUCCUAUGCUGGAGUUCGCGUCAGGGAACUAUUGGAAGGGCCUGGAUUCCCUGAUUAUCAGCCACACAGCUGACGAAUCUGAAUUGUUCGUUGAUGGACACAUCCAGACCGACGAACAGUUCAACGGCUUCAUAGACAGUGUGUUCCCAACGUACGUGAAGGAGGCGGGCAUCAAUGCUGCUAUUGAAGAAUUCUAUCCACCCGUCUCGACCAACGACACGUACGCUACCGUCACCGAAAGAACCAAGGCCUUCGUGAGGGAUUCGUCAUUCACAUGCUGGUCCCGGUUCCUAACAGACGCCUACGACGGCAAGUCAUGGAACAUGCAGUAUAGCGUAUCGCCGGGCUGGCACGGAACGGACCUGCUGCCUCUCUUCUACCAGAUCUACGUGUCGUUCGGAGGCGACGUCGCUUUUCCUUUGAUCCCAGGCUUCGGAUCUUUUGCGACGGCGUAUCAAUCGUACUUUACGUCUCAUGCACGUUCAGGCGACCCGAAUACGCACUCGGCCAAGAUCAAUUUACCGCCGGCGAUCAACUGGCCUCAUCCGACAACUGGAGGCGAGAACUUGGGCAACGUGCUGAACGUGGGCAACCUGGGCUUCUCGCUGAGGACGGACGAGCAGCUGCCCAAGAGCUCGUGCGAUUUCAUCCUCGAGCUGGCGGCGGCCGUGACGAACGUGGGUGGGUAUGCGGCGCCGGGGACGGCGCAGCCGCAGAGCUUGGUGGAGUUCGACGGGGAUCCGAGCGCGAACUACGAGUGA
This is a messenger RNA of Lasiodiplodia theobromae, 1806 nucleotides long. RefSeq names its product Lipase 2. The coding region runs from base 1 to 1806 and encodes 601 amino acids. The record is from RefSeq and is a predicted model, not a curated record. The transcript has 7 exons. NCBI's taxonomy places the organism in Eukaryota, Fungi, Ascomycota, Dothideomycetes, Botryosphaeriales, Botryosphaeriaceae.